Molecule: messenger RNA, 584 nt
Organism: Olea europaea var. sylvestris
Lineage: Eukaryota; Viridiplantae; Streptophyta; Magnoliopsida; Lamiales; Oleaceae
Product: mediator of RNA polymerase II transcription subunit 21-like
Exons: 4
Coding region: 2-493 (163 amino acids)
Biological process (GO): regulation of transcription by RNA polymerase II
Cellular component (GO): mediator complex
Molecular function (GO): transcription coregulator activity
Source: RefSeq, a predicted model, not a curated record
UAUGUCUAUAAAUGUAAAUAUUUUCAGAAAAUUUGGGCAAAGAAAGCGCAAGAUGGACAUAAUAUCCCAACUACAAGAACAAGUAAACACUAUAGCCGCUCUUUCAUUCAAUAUCAUUGGGACACUUCAAAGAGAUGCCCCUCCAGUUCGGCUAUCACCUAAUUAUCCUGAGCCUCCCAAGAAUGCCAAUGACACGGAGGAGACGACAAAUCUGGCAGAGCAACCCAAGACUAUGAGUUCUGAAUUAGUGAAAGCUGCCAAGCAGUUCGAUGUGCUGGUUGCUGCGAUUCCAUUAUCUGACGGAGAUGAUGAGGCAGCUCAACUGAAAAGAAUUGCAGAACUCCAGAAUAAAUUCACUGGGCAGGCUGAAAAUGAUGCAAUAGGCCAAGAACUUCAAAAGCAAUUAGACGCUGCAGAGAAGGAACUAAAGCAGGUUCAGGAAUUGUUCAGCCAGGCAACAGACAACUGCUUGAACUUGAGGAGGCCAGAAUGAGGAAAAUGGACAGAUGCACUCAGUUGGACUCGAACUCUAGUUGGGGAACUUCGGGAAACAGAACAAAUUUUACAUAUUUCAGGUGGAUUUG